AUGCCGCUUUACCCUGAGAGCAAACUGCUAGACAUGGGGACCCAGGUCGUCAGCAUCAGCGUUGGCAAAAAACCCGACCACGAAGAUUUCACGGUUCACGAGUGGCUCAUCCGAGAAUCAUCAACCCUAAUCCAUGCGACCUUGCUAUCGGAUCAAAGCGAACGCAAAGAACGAAAGAUCUCUCUCCCGGACUACAAGCCGAAAGACUUCAAGAUCUACAUGCAAUGGCUCUACACCGAACGCGUCCUCAUGGAAUCCGGGCUCGACGAUGAUACACAGAUGAAUGCCAACUGUCAGAGUUUGAUCAAGGGCUACCUUCUUGGUUGUCACCUCGGCGACGAGAUGUACAGAGACACAAUAAUGGAUUUCUUACUCGAAUGGAAUUACCAAAUAUGUACCUACUACUGCCAACGGCCGAUCUUUGAAAACGUCAAAACCGUGUUCGACAGCACAGAGCUCGGCGAUCCACUUCGAAAAUUCAUGGUAGACUUCACUGUCUGGAACGCAAGCCAUGAUUUCUGGGUCAAGAACUAUGAGGACUUUCCCGAACACUUUGUCGCAAUGGUUUCGAUCGGCCACUCUUCCCGCUCUCACUACGGCGGCGAUCCUCCCAUCUCCUGCGUGAAGAAGAGACCUUGCUUGUACCACUGCCAUACAGACGAGACUUGCUACAAGAAGAGGUUGGAUAGGUAA
Molecule: messenger RNA, 693 nt
Organism: Alternaria ventricosa
Lineage: Eukaryota; Fungi; Ascomycota; Dothideomycetes; Pleosporales; Pleosporaceae
Exons: 2
Coding region: 1-693 (230 amino acids)
Molecular function (GO): protein binding
Source: RefSeq, a predicted model, not a curated record